Messenger RNA from Pelobates fuscus (common spadefoot toad), 3065 nucleotides. RefSeq names its product hyaluronan synthase 3 (gene HAS3). Gene Ontology annotation, molecular function: hyaluronan synthase activity. The coding region runs from base 85 to 1722 and encodes 545 amino acids. The transcript has 4 exons. The record is from RefSeq and is a predicted model, not a curated record. Gene Ontology annotation, cellular component: plasma membrane. NCBI's taxonomy places the organism in Eukaryota, Metazoa, Chordata, Amphibia, Anura, Pelobatidae. Gene Ontology annotation, biological process: hyaluronan biosynthetic process; extracellular matrix assembly.
GGGGAGACGGCUAUACCGGGGAGGAUGGCUCGGGGUUCGAAUCGCGGACUCCGGGAGAAGUGACCGCGGAAUAACCGGAGCAAGAUGCCUGGGCGGUUGCAGACGGCGCUGAGGGUUCUGGGCACCAGUGUUUUUGCCCUGCUGGUUUUAGGAGGCAUUCUGGCUGCCUAUGUGACCGGAUAUCAGUUUAUCCAUACGGACCGGCACCACCUGUCGUUUGGAUUGUACGGAGCCAUACUGGGCUUGCACCUGCUCUUUCAGAGCCUUUUCGCCUUUUUUGAACACAGAAGAAUGCGUGGAGGGGGACGGAGUGUGUCCGGAACCUCCUCAGUGGCUCUGUGCAUCGCUGCCUAUCAGGAAGACCCCGAAUACUUGAGAAAGUGCCUACAGUCGGUCCGACGGCUUUCCUACCCCCACCUCCGGGUAGUGAUGGUGGUGGAUGGCAACUCCGAGGAGGACAGAUACAUGAUGGAGAUUUUUCGGGAAGUCAUGGGAUCGGAAGGCACCGGAUGCUACAUCUGGGACACCAACUACCACGAAACAGAAGAAGGGGGUCAGGAGGGUGAGAGGGGUGUUAAAGAACUGGUGGAAAACUUUCCUUAUACCUGCAUUAUGCAGAAGUGGGGAGGGAAAAGAGAGGUGAUGUACACAGCAUUCCGGGCACUUGGAGACAUUGUGGAUUAUAUACAGGUCUGUGAUUCGGACACGGUGCUAGAUCCGGCAUGUACCGCAGAGAUGCUACGUGUUCUAGAAGAAGACCCCAAAGUGGGUGGCGUUGGUGGGGAUGUGCAGAUCCUCAAUAAAUACGACUCGUGGAUCUCGUUUCUGAGCAGCGUUCGGUACUGGAUGGCAUUUAAUGUCGAGCGGGCCUGUCAGUCCUAUUUUGGCUGUGUACAGUGCAUCAGUGGCCCACUGGGAAUGUAUCGAAACAGCCUUCUACAACACUUCCUUGAGGAUUGGUACCAUCAGACCUUCCUUGGCCAGAAGUGCAGCUUUGGGGAUGAUCGGCACUUAACAAACCGUGUCCUGAGCAUGGGAUACCAGACAAAGUACACAGCAAGAUCCCGGUGCCUUACUGAGACCCCCACAAAGUACCUGCGCUGGUUGAACCAGCAAACCCGCUGGAGCAAGUCAUAUUUUCGGGAGUGGUUGUAUAAUGCACUCUGGUUCCAUAAACACAACCUCUGGAUGACCUACGAAUCUGUGGUCACAGGCUUUUUCCCCUUCUUCCUGGUGGCAACCGUGGUGCAGCUUUUUUACCGUGGCCGUGUUUGGAACAUACUCCUCUUCCUGCUCACGGUGCAGCUUGUGGGCAUUGUGAAGGCGACGUAUGCAUGUUUCCUUCGGGGUAAUGCUGAAAUGAUAUUUAUGUCUCUCUACUCACUCCUCUACAUGACCAGCCUGCUACCAGCAAAAAUUUUUGCAGUUAUCACAAUUAACAAGUCUGGGUGGGGAACGUCUGGGCGUCGGAAGCUGGUGGUGAAUUUCAUGGGCAUGGUGCCUGUGUCAGUGUGGUUCUGCGUCCUGCUGGGCGGGCUGGUGUACACCGCAUAUUGCCAGAGCCAGGACCCUUUCACCGAGACAGAGAUGCUAUUCCUGGUGACUGGCGCAAUAUUGUAUGCAUGUUACUGGGUGGCGCUGCUUAGCUUAUACCUGGCUCUGGUUGCCCGCCGCUGCGGGAAGAAGCAGGAACUUUACAGCCUGGCACUAGGUGAAGUGUGAGGCAAAAGGGACGUUCCAGUAUUACUGUAAGGACUGGACAGAAACUCUAGGGAGAAGAGAUGGGAAGUGCAACCAGCAUUUUAUAUGGACUCAGAACACCUUGAAAAAAAAAAUCAGGAGACCUUGAACAGUCCAAGUUGUGAAUAAUUCAGAGAGGGAACACACGAACAGGGACGGUUUCUCACCAGCAAAGUCUUACACAUCUACGACUGCACUAUGCAAACACAUACCUCAAAACGUGAGCCAGUAGCCAAAGCAAUACAAGCCCUCCUGGGCACAGCCUUAAUAGCAACAUUCAGUCCCUGUAAUCGGGGAACAUCAACACCCAUCUCACUGUGAGCACCAUACAUGUCCGCAUCCAGUAUUGAAGGGAGCAGUGACCUCUAUCUUCGGCAGGGUAAACAAAGCCAAAUGUAUUCAACCUCACCAAACCCCAUCCUUCUGUCCUUUCACUAACCAUGCAGUUUGAACACAAUGCUGCGGCCAUCUUAGCACUCAAUGAUACCGGUAGAAAGGAGAGGAGCCUGGGUCAAUAUGGCACCACUUGCAGAAAUUCAAUAUGGAUUCCUGAUACUAAUAGACAUGAAUUAUAAAUACAUUUUGAUUCAUGAAUCCAUAUGUAGAUUGUAAACAGUGAUCCGACCGUGCUGGAAUGGGAUGAAGCAAUAGUAAAAUGAGGUUUAAUACUUACUGUAAAUGUAAGGUCAAUGUAUUCACUGUGGUAGCAGGACAGACAGCCAUAUCAUCAUACCAUUGCCAGCGCUAGGCUUCCCACUAUGCAGCACUAAGUAACCUUAGAAUGUAUUCUGCUCAGGACUGGUCCAUUUCCCAUAGUGCACUGCAUGCCUAGUGUCCUCGGCUGGUAAAGGGCCUAUACCGAAUUUAUAACCCAAUUUCCAGCCUCCAAGUUGGGCACAGAAUGCUACAGACAUUAAAAUCCAGUAAAUAUGCAAAGCCCAAUACCCCCGCUGCCUCUUCUCUUAGCAAUGCAUAUGGGAUAGAAAGGGAAUGCACACAGUUCUCGAAUUCCACGAGAUUGUAACAAAGGGAACUGAUUUUACAUUAACCUGAAAUUGCUGCUUGUAGAAUGCCCAUGUGGUGGCUGAUAGCUGCAUUGACACACACACACACCCAAUAAAUGGGAAACGUAAUGUGAAUAGGGUCUAGGCACUGCAUGUCCAGCCACGGAGAGCUGCUUUGAUCAUUGAAAUCACAAGAUAUGUAAAAACCUGUCUUGCUUUACAACGAGGGACUGUAAUGAGGGUUACUGAAUGAAUGGAGGGAACUUAAUCACAGCUUGCCUAACUUAUUGCAUAAACAAAUCUGGGCUAUGUGUAUACACA